Molecule: messenger RNA, 2946 nt
Organism: Magnusiomyces paraingens
Lineage: Eukaryota; Fungi; Ascomycota; Dipodascomycetes; Dipodascales; Dipodascaceae
Exons: 7
Coding region: 1-2946 (981 amino acids)
Biological process (GO): phosphatidylinositol-mediated signaling; autophagy of peroxisome; phosphatidylinositol-3-phosphate biosynthetic process
Cellular component (GO): phosphatidylinositol 3-kinase complex, class III, type I; cytoplasm; endosome
Molecular function (GO): 1-phosphatidylinositol-3-kinase activity
Source: RefSeq, a predicted model, not a curated record
AUGAAGACGAUUCCAAUGGAUGGCACCACUAUUACUUUUUGCCAUCUUCGCGACAUAAAACUACCUUUCCGGGUAAAAAUUGAAUCGCUCGAGGGCACCAAGCCGACGAAAAAGGCUUCCGAGCUGAUCCGUGACCCAGAAAAGGCUCUUACGCUUUCAAACACAGAUCCCUACUCGGAUCUUAUGGUCACGGUCCAGUUGUUUGCUGAUAGCAAGCCUCUUACAAAUCCUGUUGCCACACGUCACAAAGAAUUUAAACUGACUAGAAAAUGGGACGAGUGGCUCACACUACCGAUAAGGUACUCGGAGCUUAUGUUUUCUUCACAGCUGGCAAUUACAAUAUGGGACCUUGCAGGUGACCAACAGCUUAUUCCUUAUGGCGGAACAACCAUAAAGCUUUUUGAUGAAACCGACUGUUCGUUAAAAAGAGGACGCCAAAGACUGAAAGUAUGGCUUGACCAACCUGCCGAUGGCUUGAGCAACAGCUCUACACCUUCAACGGUGAUCCCUACGAGUGAAAUACAGAGGAUUGAUACACGCGUCAAACAACUUAGCACUCAUAAAAUACCAGAAGUAAAAUGGUUAGACAGACUUGUUUCUCGUAAAAUAGAUCAAAUGAACAGCGAAAUGUCUAAGGAAAUUGGCGGACAGUUUCUUUUUAUUGAGUUUACCCAGUUUGAUGUUCCUAUUGCUUUUUCCGAUUAUUUAUACCCUCCACCGCCUCUUCUUCCUUUACAAGGCAAUACUUUAGAUGGUAGUGAAAGCUCUUAUGCCAAUGGAUCUUCUACUCACUACAAUAAUGGCGGUGUUUAUCGAAAUGGAGAUACAAAUAACAGCGUUUACAAUGACUUCCCUUCGCCUGAAAACCUUAUGCAAGUGAUUGUUGACCCCGAGCAAUUUAGAGAAAACCAAAUCGAACGAAAACACAGGCGCCUUAACCGCGGUAAAGAAGCAGGUCCUUUUGACAAGGAUCUCAAACCCAGUGCUAAAAUCCGUGAUGAUAUUAACAAAAUCAUUAGUUAUUCGCCCGUCCAUGAACUUACAAAUGAAGAAAAGGACAAACUUUGGAAGUUCCGCUACUAUUUGACGCGCCACAAACAAGCUUUGACAAAAUUUCUCAAAACAAUCACAUGGGAGGACCCACUCGAAGUCAAGCAGGCUAUUGAUCUUCUUCCCCGUUGGACCCAAAUUGAUGUUGACGACGCUCUUGAACUUCUCGGUCCCAAUUUUCAUCAUCCUGCAGUUCGCGCAUAUGCAGUGAAUAGAUUACGUCAAGCCAGCGAUCAUGAAUUAGAAUUGUAUUUACUACAGCUUGUUCAAGCACUUAGGUUUGAAAAGCCUUCUAGAACUCUCAGUGCCACCUCUUUAAAUUCAUCAUCCCCAUCUUCAUCUUCAUUCAAUCCGAUUCGCAAAAAGUCGUCUCUUGCAAAGUUUCUUAUUAACAGAGCAGUUAAAAACCCUAUUCUUGGAAAUUACUUUUUUUGGUAUGUCACAGUUGAGUCUCAAGAAAAGGGAGCACCUUCAAUAUUCAUGUAUGUCCUUAAACACUUUCAAGCUGCACUUAAAAACCAAGAAGAUGAAGAGGAAGCUGCUGCGACAGAUGAUAUUGAUAUCUCUCAGUCUGGGCAAACUCCAACACCUGCUCCUCCAGCUCAUCCGUCUAUGCUUAGAACUUUGGAGCGCCAGAUUAAGUUUAUUGAUCGGCUUUUAAAAGUUGCAACAGAAAUUAAAAUGGCUAAGGAUCCACGACCUAAAAAGAUUGAAAAGCUUCACCAGUAUCUUUCUGACUCUAAGAAUGGGCUUUUACGAUUUGACCCAAUCCCUCUUCCUCUCGAUCCUUCAGUAACCAUUGUUGGAUGUGUACCAGAAGACUGCACUGUCUUCAAGAGUAGUUUAUCUCCGCUUAAAAUUACACUGAAGACUAUUCCGUCUUCUUUAGCUUUGGAGCUCCAUCAACAACAGCAUCGCCGCAAUCAUCAUAACCGUCAUCAUAAUUCUGAGCCAACAGCUCCACAUAGUACUUCUUCUUCAGUUGCAACUCUAAGAAUAACGUCAACAUCUUCCUCAAUUGCCACGCUUGAAGACACUACGGAGUCUUUGCGAAAUUCCCGAUAUAGCGAACAAACCCAUGGCCUUGAUAAAAUCCCCGAGGAAAGCUUUGGCACUUACUCCAUUAUGUUCAAGACUGGCGAUGAUCUGCGACAAGAUCAACUUGUUAUUCAGAUUAUUACUCUUAUGGACCAGCUUCUGCGCAACGAGAAUCUGGAUCUAAAACUUACUCCUUACCGGAUUCUAGCAACAGGUCCUCGAGAUGGUGCGUUGCAAUUUGUUGUCAAUAAGACACUUGAUAAUGUACUUGCAGACUACAAUGGAGGCAUUCUUGGGUACCUCCGGGAUCAUAAUCCUGAUUCUACAACAGCCCUUGGAGUAACAGACGAGUGCAUGGAUACUUAUGUGCGCUCUUGUGCUGGGUACUGUGUCAUUACAUAUAUUCUGGGUGUGGGUGACCGGCACUUGGACAACCUGUUGAUUUGCCCCGACGGUCACUUUUUCCAUGCCGACUUUGGGUACAUUCUUGGUCAUGAUCCGAAGCCUUUCCCACCUCUGAUGAAGCUGCCGAUCCAAAUCAUUGACGGCAUGGGUGGAAUCAAUUCUGAGAAUUAUAGUCGGUUCCGGUCACUGUGUUUUACAGCUUACACAACGCUACGCAAAUCAGCAAAUCUUAUUCUCAAUCUUUUCGCGCUCAUGUCUCACUCAACUAUUCCGGACAUUAUGGUUGAACGUGAUAAUGCAGCGGUGCUAAAGGUCAUGGAGAAAUUUUGUUUAGAUAUGACAGAAGAAGAAGCAAUUAUGCAUUUCCAAAAUCUUAUCAACGAUAGUGUCAACGCAUUUUUACCCAUUGUGAUUGACCGACUCCACAGUUUGGCUCAAUACUGGAGAGCUUAA